GCGUCGUGAGACGGAUUGCUAUCUGUCGCUUCAGAUCACCCAGUUCAUUUCAAGUUGGAGGUUGAAGCCAUAAAGUGCGAGCUCUGUCCUGAAGAUGACAGAGCAAAACAGACUUUCUGAGGCACCGUUGAACUUCGCUUCUACCAACGAAGCUUUCUUCAACGAAUCGGCCCAAUCCUAUAACCAGCGCCCGAACGUCGACCAACAUGUCAAGGUGCUCGUAUCUCUCUUCACGGCCUAUGCAGACCUAUUCGCAUCAGACAAGGAGCCGACAAUGACCAUGAUGGAUUUUGCGUGUGGCACAGGUCUCAUCUCCAAGGCGCUUCAGGACUACACGAAGCGAAUCGUCGGCGUUGAUAUCAGCCAGGCAAUGGUUGACGAGUAUAACAAGACAUUCGCCGGUUCUGGUAGAGAUAUAUCAGCUCGGUGUGUCAACCUUCUUGAAGAACCUAAUAUGCUCGGUGAAAAGUUCGACAUCGUCGUUUGUGCAUCCGCCUACCAUCACUUUGAGGACGUCGAUGCGUACACGCGUUCUUUGGUCGCCCAUCUCAAGCCCGGUGGAUCCCUCCUAGUUGCCGACCUUGUCAAGCCUGAAUCUGCCUCGGACGACGGGAAUCCGUCGCUUGCACAUGACGGCGAUCAUCAUCACGGACAUCAUGAUGGCAGUCAAGCCCACCAGCACGCUCAUGCUCCAGUUCGUGGGCAUGCCGAUCUCUUCCCCAAAGAAGUGCACCAUAUCGUCGCUCAUCGUGGUGGGUUCUCCAAAGAAGAUAUGGAACGCACUUUCAAGGCUGCCGGCCUAGAGGAAUUCUCCAUGAAAGCCACUAGCAGCUCAGCGCAGAUAACCAUGCAUGGUCGACAUGUAAGGCUCUUCGUAGCUCGUGGCAAUGUCAAGCGCGACGCCCCUCCGGCGGAUUGAUUACCUGUAGGGCAGUUGAAUAAGACGUAACGUUAAUGCAGAAAUUAUCUUGGUGAUGUAUCACUGUUACUUUACGGCAAAUGUAACAUACGUAUGUAAGAACCUGUCAAAAUGUUCUGGAAAGUUGC
This is a messenger RNA of Coniophora puteana RWD-64-598 SS2, 1047 nucleotides long. Its product is annotated as S-adenosyl-L-methionine-dependent methyltransferase. Bases 95 to 919 code for a protein of 274 amino acids. The transcript has 4 exons. Lineage: Eukaryota; Fungi; Basidiomycota; Agaricomycetes; Boletales; Coniophoraceae. The record is from RefSeq and is a predicted model, not a curated record.